AUGUCGGAACGUGUCACUAGCCUUUCGCUCGGAGUUUACGAUCAAGUAAUUGCACUAACUCAAUACAUGAUUAACUCCGGCUUCGAUGCAGCCUAUACAGUCGCAACCUCAGGUGAUGACUCGCCUCAAAUCCCACUCGAUCUCACGGAUCGACUUGGUAUUGGCCUUGGAAACAUCACGCUUGGAAGCCCCCGCUGCAUAAUCUCCACGGAUGCGGACAACCAUGCCUUUCAAGGUGUUGAUGAAACAUCUGAGAAGUUCCAAGAAAUUAGAACACAAAUGGGUAUGCCCGGGGAUUAUACUAUCCAAACACUCCUCGUCGAUAUGAGUACCGCCCAAUUUGGUAGCCCUCAAAUGGGCAUGUGCACUUUUGGGAAUUGGUCAGCAGAUGAUUAUAUCAUAGAUGCAAACGGCGACAGACAAACACCACCCAAUGCCGUACCUGGACAACCAAGAGAUCCAUCUUCCAUGUGGUCUACCAGUAUACGAGAUCAAUUUCAGAUGCAAUUGUCUAACCCACAGCUUCAUAAGAAGCUCAUGGAUGCAGGCCUACAAGACCUUGGCUAUAGCGCUACAGCAAAAAAUAUUGCUACUGCUGGUCACGAGCCGACUUUUCUUCCAACAAAUUUGAGGUUUCAGACGAUUCCCUGGUUUGACCCAGCGAACAGGUCGACUUAUGUCCCAACUCCCGGGCUUACUGGCAAAUCAGUUCUGAAUUAUCUUCUUUAUUUAGAGACAACAGGCGAUAACCCAUUUCCACAAGGCGGCACGGAAGAUACAUUCCUUAAAGAUGGCGAAGGAAACUGGACCGAUGGAACUGAUCCAGCUACUGACUCUCCUUCCAAAUUUGGCACUAUGGUUAUCUCAAAUAAAAAUUUCAUGGACAAGUUCUUCCUUCCGAAGAUGAGAAAGUUGAAUCGCUCGGCAGCUGUGAAGUUUGACACUCUAACUAUUCGGGUUCAUCAGACCGCCUGGGUAUUUUCUUAUGAUAACAAGAUAACUUUCAGCAUCAGUGUGGGUGAUGGCGUCACCGCUUACAAUGUCGUCGAUUCGGGCGAUGACACUUAUGCAUUCGCGUCACCGAAAGCCAUAUCUGAUGGAACAACAUGGGGAGCGACAGAAUGGGCAGCGUUACCCGCCUUGGCAUCAGGUGCCGUUCAAUGGACCUUUACCAAAGAUUUUGAUGAAGUCCACAGCCAUGAUACUAGCGGUUCCUCCAGCAUAGAUGAUACAAUUGGAGAUGUUUGGGGCCGUAGUUCAAUUUGUUCGCGAUUGUGGUUCGUCCCAGGCACAAACAAAUUAACACUAGAAUUACAAAACCAUGUCUACGUGGAAUGGAAGCUCAACCCCAACCGGGUUGACUCAAAUCGUUACUGGUAG
Molecule: messenger RNA, 1380 nt
Organism: Sclerotinia borealis F-4128
Lineage: Eukaryota; Fungi; Ascomycota; Leotiomycetes; Helotiales; Sclerotiniaceae
Source: the annotation of a GenBank genome assembly